AUGUCUGAGGGUGGGAGUGUGUCUCCACUGCAGACUGUGAUGGUGCAGUGUGGAGAGCACACUCUGCUGGUCAGAGUCCAGUUGGAUUUAUUUGGCACCAAGCACCUGAUUAAAGCUGCUGACCUGAGCCUGGGGACAGCAGGUUGUCAGCCAACAAAGAUCUUCCCUGAGAACUGCACUGUCCUGUUUGACUAUGGGCUGCAUAAGUGUGGCAGCAGACUGCAGAUAAUGAGUCCUCCUGGUAUCUUUCAGAUGACUGGAGAUUUCCUGAUCUACACCACCCACCUGACCCACAUCCCAAACUAUCCUGGGUCUGUCAUUGUGAGAACCAAUGGGGCUGUCAUUCCCAUUGAGUGUCGUUAUUUCAGGAAGGGCAAUGUGAGCAGUAACCCCAUCAAGCCCACCUGGAUCCCAUUCAGCUCCACCAGGUCUGGAGAAGGGCAUCUGUCAUUCUCCCUGCGUCUAAUGAAUGGUGACUGGCUUACAGAGCGCACUUCCACUGUCUACUCUCUGGGAGAACUCAUUCACAUUGAGGCGUCUGUUUCAAUGGACAACCACAUGCCCCUGAAGCUGUACAUUGACCGCUGUGUCGCUACACUGAGCCCAGGCAAGGACUCCAGCCCCAGAUACAGCAUCAUUGACUACAAUGGUUGCCUCGUGGACAGCAAAGCUGAGGACUCCUUUUCGACCUUUGUGUUGCGGAGAAACCAGCGGGAGCCGGACAAGCUCAGGUUUGACCUGGAUGCCUUCCGCUUCUAUGGAGAUGAGCGUUCCUUGAUUUUCAUCACCUGUCACCUGAAAGUUGCUGCAGUGGAUCAGGGAGAUUCCAGGAACAAAGCUUGUUCUUUCCAGAAGCUGCACAAGAUGUGUGUCCCCCACUCCCUGUCCCUUAGUGGUGUUGCUGAGGAGAGGUGA
This is a messenger RNA of Stegostoma tigrinum, 915 nucleotides long. RefSeq names its product zona pellucida sperm-binding protein 3-like. Gene Ontology annotation, cellular component: extracellular matrix. The record is from RefSeq and is a predicted model, not a curated record. The transcript has 6 exons. Bases 1 to 915 code for a protein of 304 amino acids. Lineage: Eukaryota; Metazoa; Chordata; Chondrichthyes; Orectolobiformes; Stegostomatidae. Gene Ontology annotation, biological process: binding of sperm to zona pellucida; egg coat formation; positive regulation of acrosome reaction. Gene Ontology annotation, molecular function: acrosin binding.